This is a messenger RNA of Pseudovirgaria hyperparasitica, 1592 nucleotides long. Its product is annotated as monooxygenase. Gene Ontology annotation, molecular function: FAD binding; monooxygenase activity. Bases 1 to 1404 code for a protein of 467 amino acids. The record is from RefSeq and is a predicted model, not a curated record. Gene Ontology annotation, biological process: secondary metabolite biosynthetic process. NCBI's taxonomy places the organism in Eukaryota, Fungi, Ascomycota, Dothideomycetes, Acrospermales, Acrospermaceae. The transcript has 4 exons.
AUGGAACGAGAUCCUGACACAGGUCUUUCCAUUAUUGUGACCGGCGCGGGUAUAGCAGGCCUUUCAUUCGCGAUCGAGGCCUAUAGAAAGGGGCAUAAUGUUAAAGUGAUAGAGCGACGGGCGAAUUUCGAAGAACUUAGUGAUAUGAUCGCUAUACAGCCCUCGGCUCUGCGCACCCCAGCCAAGUGGCCCGGCUUCUCAGAACGCGUACGCAAGAUAGCUUGGGAACCUGUACUUGAACUCUGGAAAUACGAUGGGGAGCAUAUCGACACCAUGCAUACUGGACAGGCAACCGACGGGAGUGCAGCGUUGCCGAUCCCGCGAGCAUAUUUCCACAACGCGUUGCGAGGAGUUGCUGACGAAGUCGGCAUCCCUAUAAGCUUCUCGGCGGUUGCUGAGGAGUUCUGUGACCUUCCCGACUCCGCGUCAGUGCGACUUCGUGAUGGGCAAGUCCUGAAGGCGGAUGUGAUUGUUGCUGCUGACGGGUGGCGGUCGAAGUCGCGACUAGCCGUCGGAGAUAUCCCUGAGCCAAUUAGCACAGGAUACUCGAUAUAUCGGGCAGCAUAUAAGGCUGAGGAGGCAAUGCGGAACACUAUUCUUAAGGAACACUGGAGGAGAGACAAGAGCCAGCUGGAUGUUUUUUUCGGCGCAGAUGCACACGCAUUUGUCGGAAAGUCAGAGGAUAUGAUUUUCUGGACAUUAACAAGACGAGAUCGAGGAGGCAACCUGGAGGAGGAUCUCGCAGAUUUCCAGGUUCCAAUCCAGGAAGCACAGUCUGCGGUGAACGGCUGGGCGCCACUGCUCUCAGCAUUGGUGCAGGAAACACCCAGCAAUGCUGUGAUUGACUGGAAGCUGACCUGGAGAGACCCAGAUCCAAGAUGGUCGACUCCCAACGGCCGCAUCGUACAGAUCGGUGAUGCUGCGCACACAUUCCUUCCAACCUCAGCUAGUGGAGCAACGAUGGCUAUGGAGGACGCAUUCACCUUGGCGACGUGUCUGGCGAUGACAGCAAAGACCGACGUUGCUCGUGCGAUACAGGUCUAUAUCACGCUUAGGUACAUGCGUGAACUAUGGGGUCCUGACAGAGCCAGGUUCGAACGUGUGGCAGCUGCCCAAAAGAUGGGUAUAAAAAACAGAGAGCGAUUUCAUCAUUUAGACUGGGACGAGAUACGGAGGGAUCCCGCAAAGGUGAUGGGUCAGAUACCAAAGUGGAUUUCCGACCACGAUCCGGAGCAAUAUGCGGUGGACAACUUCGAUGAAUGCAUGAAAUGCAUCCUAAUAGGGACUCGGUUCGAAAAUACCAAUUCUGUUCCUGGGUAUAAGUAUGAAGAUUGGACACUCAAGGACCUGAUGGAGACGGUAGAGCGUGGUGAAAAGAUUUUAGACGAUGGCGAUUGGACGUAGGGCAAUGAUACAGAAGCCGAUCCUACAACAGUCUUGAUACCACAGUGCCAUAAUAAGAAAGGAUGCCUCUAGGAGGUGUAAUUACUGUGGGCUCGAAACGAUAGAGACAACGCUAAGCUCGGUUGGCCUUGGAGAGUACGCGUGCCCGGUUGACUGUCAAACAAAUGCUGUUAACUACUAAUUACGAC